AUGAUUGGAAUAAGAGGUGGUCAAAGUAUACUAACUAGAUUAUGUGUUAGUGGUAGUUCUACUUUCAGUGGUAUUACUAUUGUUAGUAACAGAUAUACAACAGAUUCAAAUACAACAACAACAACAAAAGAUAGUACAACAGUCUCUACACCAAAAAGAAGAAGAUCACCAACAACAACAAAGAAAGUAAAAGAUAGUGAUAAAGAGAAGAAAGAAAAGGUAGAAGAAGAAAGUAAAAAGGAGGAGAAUGGUGGUGUAUUCAGUUCACAAAUCGAUCGAUCGAAACUAAAGAUUGAAACACAUGUCGGUGUCAAAGACUACUAUCAACACAAGAUCGACUCUCUCCAAGGCAGUGUCAAUUGGCUCUACAGUCGUUUGUCAGAGUUCAAGGAUUUAGUGUCACCAGGCAACAAGAUGACAUCGAAUCAAGUCGAACAACAACAGCAACAGCAACACCAACGCACUAUCGAGUCGAGUAUGAAUAGAAUCCUCAGCAACCACACCAAAGACAACAAAAAACAGUCAUCCGAUGACAAUGUUUUAAAGUUGAUUCAACAAUCGAUUGAAUCGGAAUUGAGUAGCAGCUAUCAAAAGUCAUUCUACAAGCCAACCAAUGUUGAUUCCGCCGAUAUCGAUCGUUACUUGGAGGUUGCACUCAACGAUAUGGCCAUGUCCACCAAGAACACACGUGAACUGCUCCAGAGAAAGCUGUCGCAAUACAGAGGCACCAAUGUUGCCGGUGGUAAAUCACUCAGACUCUACAAGUUCAUACAUCUCUGCAACGUACUGGAUACUCAGGUCGCCGAGACACAAUCGAUGAUCGACAGCGAAGCUAGACUGACAGCCGGCAAAGCCGAACAACAGAAACAAAUCGAUGAUCUACUAGAUAGUUUGGAGUUAGAGUAUAGUCAACAGAAUAAACGAUUGGAAUCAGUGGUCGACGAAACCGAGAGAACCAAACUGAAAAAGCAAGUUGCAGACUUGGAAUCUACUAUAGAGUAUGUUAAAUAUUCGUUGAUUAGAUACAUCGAUUCCGUUGAGAAGUUGUACGAUAUCGAUAAUGCUACCGUUACUGAGCAGAGUGGUAACGAUCGUGAACUCUUCAACGAUGUCAAGCGCAUGUUCUUCUACGAUAGCGUCUACAUGCACCCUAGAAGCAUCUCACAAUAUACAUCAACCAUCAAUUAUUUACAAGCAAAGCUACAUGUUGCUCAACAACAAUCAAAAACAAACAACAACGCCACCGCCGACAAAGACAUUCAAAAGUUCAAACAUAUCAUCAACCUAUUAACAACAGACCUUAAUAAUCUAAAGUUAAAUCAAGUUGUUGAUAAAUAA
This is a messenger RNA of Heterostelium album PN500, 1338 nucleotides long. RefSeq lists its product as uncharacterized. The record is from RefSeq and is a predicted model, not a curated record. The transcript has a single exon. NCBI's taxonomy places the organism in Eukaryota, Evosea, Eumycetozoa, Acytosteliales, Acytosteliaceae. Bases 1 to 1338 code for a protein of 445 amino acids.